Ceratitis capitata (Mediterranean fruit fly) is the source of this 1269-nucleotide messenger RNA. It is a transcript of the gene Rrp47, whose product is annotated as nuclear nucleic acid-binding protein C1D. Gene Ontology annotation, molecular function: RNA binding; DNA binding. Gene Ontology annotation, biological process: regulation of gene expression; maturation of 5.8S rRNA. Bases 118 to 561 code for a protein of 147 amino acids. The transcript is spliced from 2 exons. NCBI's taxonomy places the organism in Eukaryota, Metazoa, Arthropoda, Insecta, Diptera, Tephritidae. Gene Ontology annotation, cellular component: nucleolus; exosome (RNase complex). The record is from RefSeq and is a predicted model, not a curated record.
GACAUGUCAUUCCUAAUGCCUUUUGUUUUCAAAUAAUAAUAACAGGAGGAAAUUUUUGGUUAGGGAAAGAAUUAUUUCGAUUAAUUCGUGAGUUUCGACACUUGAUUGAAUAAAAGGAUGGAUUUCGGUGAAUUGAGAAAGGAUGUAAAUUUUACUAAUACAGUGAACAACUUUUCGAACGCUUUGGACAAGAUUGAAAAAAGUCUGACCACUGCCGUUGAAUUUAAAGACUUUGAUGAACUUUCUACCCAAGAAAGAGUAAAAAUGGAUAAUUAUUUAGCAUAUGCCAUAAAUUCGCUGUAUUGGAUGCAUUUGAAAUUGCGUGGCGAUGAUCCCAAUGAGCACGGCAUUAAAAAUGAACUAUCACGAGUGCGUCAAACAAUACUUCGGGACAAACAAAUAUAUGAACGUAACACCAUUCGACCUGUAUUAGAUAAAGCCGCUGCCGGGCGGUUUAUUAAGCAUGGCCUACAUGUGAGGUUUGAUGAAAAUGGAGAGCGAAUAAGAGAUUGUUCCUCAAAUAAGACAAACGAUAAUGAUGAUGUAGUCAUGAAUACCUAGCUGAUUAAAAUAAUUUUAAAUCAAUAAUCUUGAACUUAUAUUUAUUGUAGUUAGUUAUAUAAAAACAAUUAUUUAAUCUAUGCUCAUGUGUAUGUAUAUGCAAAUACAUCUUGUCCAAAAAAAUAUUUUAUUUAGAAGCUUUGUUAUAAUGUAGUUUUUGAUAUAUAUAAACUAAAAAAUUACACGUAUAUAUAUAUUUGGCCUUCCGAAUAGCAGCACGCAAUGCUAACCACCUGGCCACGGCAGCCUUGAAAUAUACUUAGGAUAUUUCUUAGACUAACCUUUUUUUAAAAUUAUUGGCAAACUUUUUAAACAUAUUGUUAAGAAUUAAUUACUGCAAAAUUUAACUUUGUUUGGGUCACAUUGUUUUGUACAUCUGUGAAAAUAUUUACUUUGUCGCAACUGGGGACUGGAGUGUUUAUACGGAAAAGUAUUUUCAAGUGUGCAAUAAGGUUUCAGCGGUUACAAAAAGCGCCAAUUAUAUAUCUAUAUACAUAUAUACUUAUAUAAGGUUUUCAAACGAUUAUUUAUGGUUAAAUAUUUGAUGAUUCAUCUACGAAAUUCAAACGGUGAUGAAAUAACGUUUUGAAAUACGUUGAAAGGCUGAUUUUAUUUUCAAAUGUAUGAUGCAAUUAAAAUUAUAACAUGAAAUUCAGUACGUCAAGAAGUAUGUAAAAUAAAUUUUACGCAAAAUUAAGGACCUACAUA